AUGGCAAACCACGCUUUGACCUCAAACCCUCCCAACGCUCUUAUACACAUCACCACUCAUGGUUCUGAUUGGCUAUGGGCAGUCUUCGCCCUCAUGCUUUUGGCCGAUCUUAUCGUCUUCUUCCAUCAUCUAACCAUUCCUCGAGGUCAAAGAGUCUUCCAUCAUCUAUCCAUGUUCAUCCUCACCACCGCUGCCAUAGCCUAUUUUGCCAUGGCCUCUGAUCUCGGUGCCACACCGGUCGGCACCGAAUUCAGCCAUUACAGUAAUUAUCCACAAGGCGUCUCUCGACAAGUCUGGUAUGCACGAUACAUUGAUUGGGUAAUCACCACUCCAUGUCUUUUACUCACUCUCGUACUCGCUUCCGGUCUUCCACUUUCCGACAUUUUCGCUCUCGUCUUCUUCGACUUGGUCAUGAUCGUCACUGGACUCAUCGGUUCUCUCACUGCCUCUUCUUAUAAAUGGGGCUUCUUUUUAUUUGGAAUGGUUGCUUUAGUAUAUAUCUGGUACGUUCUCGUCGGUCCUGCAAGAGUAUCAGCAAGACUUCUCGGUCCAGCAUACGGGAGAACUUUCACCACUUCGGCAAUAUUACUUUCGUUCCUUUGGUUACUCUAUCCUAUAGCUUGGGGAUUGGCAGAUGGUGGUAAUGUAAUUUCACCAAAUGGUGAAAUGGUAUUUUAUGGUAUACUCGAUUUACUCGCUAAACCAGUUUUCAUCUUCCUUCAUUUGGGAAUGUUGUCCAAGUUGGAUUUAUCACUUUUGCAAUUGCAAAGUGGGAAAUGGUCUUCGGGUGCUACGUUU
This is a messenger RNA of Tremella mesenterica DSM 1558, 798 nucleotides long. RefSeq lists its product as uncharacterized. The annotation marks the transcript as partial. Lineage: Eukaryota; Fungi; Basidiomycota; Tremellomycetes; Tremellales; Tremellaceae. Gene Ontology annotation, cellular component: endoplasmic reticulum; plasma membrane. The transcript has 2 exons. The record is from RefSeq and is a predicted model, not a curated record.